AUGUCUCCCAAGAAGGCUCGUGUUUCGAAGGGGAAAUCUGCGGCACCAGCACCUGAGGAGGUCGAGACUACUGCCAUGCCGUUUGGAGUCCCUUUUCCCUCUGUGGCCUUCUCUGAUAGAGAAGACCCAGGUCAGAGCGGUAUUCUUCACGCCUCUUUCAGCGGUGACUUCCUGGUUAGAGAAGCCCGCCAAUUUAACGAGGGUUGUGAUGAUAGCAUCCCCGGAUUGAUUCGUGAAGGCAAUCGUCGCACCUUACGUGCUUUGUUGACUGAUUCGCCUUUAACUCCGACCCGGGAUUCCACAGAGCCUUUAAAGAAGACAGAUUAUUUAUUCGGGGAUUCAGUUGAAGAUCCAGAUACUCUUUGCCGCGGGCCUGAAAUUUGGUUGAAUGAGCACGAAGGUGCUUUUCUAUUCCUUCCUCCAUUCCCUCGCCAUUAUUCAAUUCUGCAAUUAAGGAAUCUGGCUGUUUCGAGGAAAAUGACGUGGCACCUGACAGAAGAUCAUGAGCGCAUUCAUUGCGGAUUCAUUGGUAAUGAUGUUAGUGCUCCUGGCUCUAUCGGUAGGCAUAAUAUCCGUGGUCUUCAUCCGGGAAUAUUUGGACCAGAUGGUGGCCCCCAGAAUGAACUGAUGAUAAGGGCCAAUACGGUAAAGAAUAGGCUCGCUCGGGUUGGCAGAGAAUUUCCCAUUCCAAAAUUCAGAUGUUAUGGAUGGGUUCAUUCUCUUCCCGACAAAUGGUGGGCUAGGAUGACCAACUAUGUACUCCAUCGGUGGGAUCAAGAGUUAAGGAAUUUGGGAUUAUAUGCUCCAAUCCGAUCCAGCAUGCAUGGUCUCCCAGUCAGUGUAGAUCACUUCCUUGCCUUGUUCGAGUCUUAUAUUCCGGAAACAAAUACAUUUCUUACCAAAUAUGGGGAGUUAGGGCUUCCGCUCCAUGAAAUGAUGAAAACAGCGAUAGCCAAGAUCGAAGUGAAGAGUAAGAAGGCGGCUCGAGUGAGUUUAAAACAGUUCGCCGACUACUUGUUUCAGAACCUCGAGAGCGUGACCGGUGAAGCUGUCUGUGAAUUGCCGAUUCUGACCCCUGCUGACGUUAAUCAGCUAAUCACAAAGAUUAAUGCUCAGUCUUACAGAACUGAGUCAUCUGAAGGUGGUUUUCUUAGAGGCACAAAAUUCAGCACUUUCUUGUGGCAAUCCACAAAGAGAAUGAAGCCUGCGACUCUCCUCUCCGGUUAUCUGGCUAUAUGGCUAAAGAAAUGUGUAGUGCCGCAUCAAUCUUCUGAGGCACUUCCUCUGGAGGUUCUCCUUCUCGCUGUGCAAUUAGCCGUCGGCGGUAGGUUAUCUUUACUCUCCGCUAUGAUGGCUGACCUCCAUAGUGGUUUGCGUAACUUGGCCACCACUUUUACAAAAACGGGUACUGAGCCUUCGACUAAGAUUCCCCUGUCGAGCGUUGAACUGCCGUACACAUAUUUAAUGGCGUGGCUGGUCCUCCACCGAACGGACAUGAUGUCAGCACCUGACGUGUCUGAUCCAGAAAUUCCGUUGCUACAGCUCUUGGAGGGAAGUAAGUGGUUGUAUCCUUCCCGACAGUGGCCUGACAGGGUGAGGCAGUUUAAAAAUGCCAAGUGCUGGGAAUUUUACAAGUGUUUCCCUCGAUUUUCUGGUGCAUAUAAUGACACUCUCGUUGAUGAGGAAAUGCCUGGGGCUAACAGGACUUCUCUCGACAUGGGCAGCUUCCAUUGGCUCAUGAACAUUCGACCAUGUUAUAAUGUUUUCCGAUCGAAGAACCUUUGCAGGAUCGAGCCUUAUUUUCCUUGCCGUUUUGCGCGACAAUUCGGCUACAGUCAGCUGUACGUCGGGAAUCCCAAUAAAUGGUUAAUAAACUGCGGAGGUCUCAUUGAUGGAGUACGAGCUUGGUUCUGGAAUGUUGCUGGCUGUACCGAAACUCAGUUUAGUUUGCCUAUCGCUGAGCCUGAUCUUCACUUAACUUUCCUCUACUGCCGGUGGAUUUUGGCCGCCAACACUCCUCUUGCGAAGAAGAAGAUUUCCGAACUGGAAUCCGAGGCUGUGGUUCGGAGAAUUGUAUCUAGAAAAGGAAAGGAACCUGCUACAUCUUCCCGCAAAGGAAAACGGGCAGCUGAUUCCGAAGAGAGUGACGACUUCGAGACAUCCAGUGAGGAAGAUGAGACGGAGAUUAAUAUUCCUCCUUCUCCUGUGGCCUACAGAACUCGUCGGGCUUCUUCACCCUCGUCACCGGGUAUUCCUUCAAAAGGUAUACAGAUGAAGGAAAAGAACAUUCCUUUGUCGACUUCCAACAAGAUGACUGUUCAAUGGCCCGCGCGGGAGGAAGAGGCGGAAGAAGAGGAAGAAGACGUUGUCCCGCUUCUUAGCAGGAAAAGAUCUCGGCCUACUGCUCCUUCUGAGGUUCAACCUCGGCCAGCUCAAGGAACCGAACUACGCACCAAGUUUCGCCAUGAGAGCUCUGAGGUUCCUCGUGAUUCUCGUGCUUCAAAGAGGAUUAAGAAGACAGCUCAUCACCAACGUCAACUUUCCCCAUUACUUGAAGAGAGAUUUACUCAGGAUCUUCCAGUUGAUAAAGGGGUUGAGCUAGAAGAGGAAGGAGAAAUCAUUCCCGAGCCUUCUUCUCUGGGUUUAAUGGAUGUUGAUGAAUCCAGCUUUACUCAACAGGUACAAAGAGCGAUGAGUGAAGAACCCCUCAAUAUGGACACUGCCCCUCCGGCCACUACAUCGACCUCGCCAACCGCUGACACAGUUAAACUAAAGGAGGUGAGUGCGGGUAGUAGCGCUGCUGAUCCCGCAACUGCUAUUGAAGACAUCCAUGUCAACGAACCGAGAGCCACAGAACUUACCCAUGAUAUGGGUAUCGGAGAUUUCGAUGAACGUGAUUUUGAUCUUGAUAUUUUCGAAGAUGUACACCAGGAGAUCUCCGAUAUACUGUCAGCUCCGGUUCCACCUGCUACUGCAAGACCAACUAGUCGAGUUGAUUCAACUGAAGUAGGUGCAUCAAAAGACGUAGGACCAACGAAUAAAGUUGAUACUUCUACCAUCAUUGGUGAGUGCGAUCAACCUGAAGGCUUGGGUUUCUUACCUUUGGCAAGUCCCCCAGCUGAAGUUGACCCGCCAGUUACUAUUCCUCCAACUUCCGCUAUUGUCGAGGUUGAACCUGUUGUGCCUUCCGCUCCGACUCCAGUGGUUCAUGAAGCAGGAGGGUCGAAGGUUACAGUAGAAGAGCAACCCCCUGCUACUUCGGCUCAACUUGGAUUUGUUCCUCAAGAUCUUGUCGAUUUGAAUUCGAAGCCAUCAGAAAUCGCAAUUGAACAACAGCCUGAUGUGGUGAAUCCACCGUCCAGCACCAUCUCUGCACAAACUUCGGUUGUCGUGGAGCGUGUCCCAGCAUCGACAAGUCAAGAUCUUUCUUCAUCAUUAUCAGAUCAGAUUCACGCUCUGUUGGUCGACGACGAUCCGGAUAAGGCCGUCAUCUGUUCUAAUCUCCAAGGCUUCAUCCCCUUCUUGAACUCUAUGGUGGAUCGUAUUCUCUUCAAAGGAUCGUACUUUGAGAGUUAUAACAAAUCUCUUGGGCGUUUUAUAUCAGGGUUCAAAGAGGAAGGGUAUAGUGAGUUAGCCGAUUCAAUCAACGCUUAUUUGGUUGAUUUGAAGCGACAUGUUGAACUUCUACAAGCUCUUCGUACCAAAGGCAUACCCUCUUACAUCGCUUCCCACAUGGAAUCCAAUUUGCAAGCGUGGCGUGAUUCCCAACAAUCAGCUAACCUCGAACUUCAAAAGCUAAGAGCCCGAAGUGAUCAACUUAGGGUGAAUGUUGGCAAAAGAACACAAGCCAAGGUUAACCUACGCCGGGAUUUAGAAUCGAGUCGAGCGGAAAUAGCUCGCUUAGAGGAGGAACUUGCAAUGGCCAAGGAUGCUUAUGAUGUCUUGGAGUCCGAGUUGAAGCAGGAAACUCAGGUUGAAGAAAACCUGUUACAGUAG
Asparagus officinalis (garden asparagus) is the source of this 3996-nucleotide messenger RNA. RefSeq lists its product as uncharacterized. The coding region runs from base 1 to 3996 and encodes 1331 amino acids. NCBI's taxonomy places the organism in Eukaryota, Viridiplantae, Streptophyta, Magnoliopsida, Asparagales, Asparagaceae. The record is from RefSeq and is a predicted model, not a curated record. The transcript is spliced from 9 exons.